AUGGCGGAAACGGUGGCCUCCAUCUUGGCUGACCUGAACCUCAACUCCGAGAAUCUAAGCGGCUCCGCCUUCGAUGCUCAGCUUGCUGAAGAGGAAAAUGGAACCUUCAGACACCGUGGUCCUCGACAGCGGCCACGACAGAGUGCCUCAGAUCUCAAAGCUGAAUUGGAGAGAGAGUUUUUGACACCAUCACCACGAUUCAGCCCAGAAUGGCUCAACCGCCUUCAAAAGCGAUGGGAUGUCCCGACUGACUACACGGACCUCUACGAGAUUGCUCCCACACAAACACGGACUAUUGUUCGGUUUACCCGGGAAGGUCUGGAGGGUCGAGUCACUGGUUACCAUGAAGUCACGGUCCCCGCUGCAGCAGCCAACGCCAAAAACUCGACGUCUCUACUGCGCAGGCCCGCGGGUCGUGCGGACUUCGUGAGAGGCGCGGCAGGAUUUUUCCCAUUUGCACCGGGAGGACUCGAUGGUGUUGAGGCUAUUGCUGAAAUGGAAUCUGAAGCACAGGCUGCGGAACGCUCAAGAACUGGUGGCAAACAGUCCGGUCUCGACCGUAUUAUCAAUUUUGGAGCCGAGGGUGGCCUCUUGGAAAUAGCCCCGGGCUUUUCCCGCGGGUUGCAAUUCGAAGCGGCCAAGACCAAGGAAGGAGCGGAGGGUGACGAGGAAGUCAAGCAUGCCCUGCAGCAAGAGGAAAGUGAUCUCCAUGUAGAGCGAGACGAAGACGCCGUCUCAGACGUUGAAGGUGGGGUGAAGAUUGGCGAGGAUGAUGAAUUGAGUGGCGAGGAGGAUAUCGAUUCUCUCCUCCCCGUCGAGUUCCCAGCCUUGGAGCCUCGAGCACCGUUACUCGGCGGCGUCAAGCAAAGGCAGGGUGGCAAAGAGUGGGCUCACGUUGUGGAUGUCAAUAAACACAUCCCUAACUUCCAUGAACUCGUGCCUGACAUGGCUCGCGAGUGGCCAUUCGAACUGGAUACCUUCCAGAAGGAAGCAGUGUACCAUCUCGAGAAUGGCGAUUCCGUCUUCGUCGCGGCUCAUACUUCAGCCGGUAAAACUGUCGUUGCAGAAUACGCUAUAGCUCUGGCCUCGAAGCAUAUGACCAAGGCGAUCUACACGUCUCCUAUCAAAGCCCUGAGCAAUCAAAAGUUCAGAGACUUCAGGACUGAAUUUGAUGACGUUGGUAUUCUCACUGGAGAUGUUCAAAUCAACCCGGAGGCCAGCUGCCUGAUCAUGACUACUGAGAUCUUGCGGAGUAUGCUCUACCGAGGUGCGGAUCUGAUCAGAGAUGUCGAAUUUGUGAUCUUUGACGAGGUGCACUAUGUGAAUGAUCUCGAGCGAGGUGUUGUUUGGGAGGAAGUCAUCAUCAUGCUUCCGGAACAUGUCACUCUCAUCCUGCUCUCUGCUACAGUCCCCAACACCUAUGAAUUUGCCUCCUGGGUUGGUCGUACGAAGAAGAAGGAUAUCUACGUCAUCUCCACCGCCAAACGUCCAGUCCCACUGGAGCAUUAUCUCUGGGCAGGUAAAGACAAGUACAAGAUUGUCGACUCGAACAAGCGUUUUCUCGAGACUGGCUGGAAAGAAGCAGACAACAUCAUUUCGGGCAGAGACAAAAUCAAAGCACAAAAGGCCGCCGAAGCUCAAGCUCAGUCUCAAGCACAGCGCGGAGGACAGCAAGGCAGAGGACGUGGGCAGCCUGCUGGUAGAGGGGCUCCUCGUGGAAACGCUCAGCGGGGCGGUGCUCCUCGCGGCAGAGGCCAGCCAGCUAACAGGGGUACUGGCAAUAUCGCUCGUACGGGCCGAGGUGGAGGACGAACAACGGCUGCUCAGGAUAAGACAAUCUGGGUACAACUAGUGGGGCACCUCCGAAAAGAGAACUUGCUUCCAGGCUGUAUCUUUGUUUUCUCGAAAAAGAGGUGUGAAGAGAACGCCGACUCACUCUCCAAUCAAGAUUUCUGCAAUGCUUCCGAGAAGAGUUUGAUUCACAUGUUCAUCGAAAAGUCCCUGACCCGACUCAAGCCAGAAGAUAGAACGCUGCCACAAAUUCUUCGGUUGCGGGAGCUGCUAAGCAGAGGUAUCGCCGUUCACCACGGUGGACUUCUGCCAAUCAUGAAAGAAAUUGUGGAAAUUUUGUUCGCAAAAUCGUUGGUCAAGAUUCUUUUCGCUACCGAGACUUUUGCAAUGGGUCUCAAUCUGCCCACACGAACGGUCGUUUUCUCCGGAUUCCGAAAGCACGACGGUAGAGGCUUCAGAGAUCUCUUGCCAGGCGAGUAUACUCAGAUGGCAGGACGUGCUGGACGGAGAGGUCUUGACACUGUUGGAUACGUCAUCAUUGUGAGCGCUGGUAGAGACGAGGCACCCCCUGCGGGUGCUUUGAGGAAGAUGAUCCUUGGUGACCCGACAAAACUCCGGUCUCAGUUCAGACUCACUUAUAAUAUGAUUUUGAACCUCUUGCGUGUGGAAGCUUUGAAGAUCGAAGAGAUGAUCAAGCGAAGCUUCAGUGAGAAUGCCACCCAGGCUCUGCUGCCGGAGCAUGAGAAACAGGUCCAGCUUUCUGAAGCAAGUCUGGCGAAGAUCAAACGAGAGCCUUGCGAUAUCUGCGACAUUGACGUGGUGGCCUGCCAUGAUGCAGCUAUCGAGUAUGAGAAGCUAACGAGCGAACUUCACGUUGGUCUACUUGCGUCUCCUGUCGGGAAGCGUCUAUUUAUGCCAAAGCGACUUGUUGUGUAUCGAAAGGAUGGUUUCCGAACUGCAGGUAUCAUUGUUAGAGAAGGUGUCGGAGGAGGUGCCACUCCUAGCAUACAGGUCCUUGAGAUUGGCAAAUUGAGCCACAGACGCCAUCCAAGCGACAUUUUGCCCUUCCUUCCAAGAUUCCGACAUUUGCUACAACCUCUGCCGACUCGUGCUGCCGACAUGACGCUGAAAGUUUGCAAGAUUCCUCUUUCAGACCUAGAGUGUGUUACCAACACGAUGGUGAAAGUGGGCGGUCCAACAUGGUACCUGAAUAUCAAGAAAGAGGCAAUUAAAUUCGCGGAUAAGGAGCUUUCGAAACUUUGCUCUUCCUGGGCAAGCCCUGUCUGGGAUGAGAUGGAUUGGGCUCGGAUCAAAGAGCUACAGUGCCCGUCGUUCUUGAAGCACUUUGAGAUGCAACACGAUGAAUGGCAGGUGAAGGAGAAUAUCUCCCAGCUGAAACAGCUUAUGUCGGACCAAAACCUGCAACUACUACCGGACUACGAGCAGCGCAUCCAAGUGCUAAGGGACCUAGGGUUCAUUGAUGAGCAAUCCCGAGUUCAACUGAAGGGCAAAGUUGCAUGUGAGAUUCACUCGGCUGAUGAACUGGUACUGACGGAGUUGAUUCUCGAGAAUGUCCUGGCCGAAUACGAGCCUGAAGAGAUUGUUGCGCUCUUGUCCGCAUUUGUCUUCCAGGAGAAGACAGAGAACGUUCCUACUUUGACCCCUCGUCUAGAAAAGGGCAAGGAGUCGAUUAUUCGGAUCUCGGAGAAGGUGAACGACCUCCAAAUCCAAUACCAGGUCAUUCAGUCUAGCGAAGACAGCAACGACUUCGCCAGCCAGCCCCGCUUUGGUCUGGCAGAGGUAGUUUACGAAUGGGCCAAGGGCAUGUCCUUCAACCGCAUCACAGACUUGACAGAUGUGAUGGAAGGUACCAUUGUUCGGACGAUUACUCGACUAGACGAGACCUGUCGCGAAGUAAAGAACGCGGCCAAGCUGGUUGGAGAUCCGACGUUAUACACGAAGAUGCAACAGGCGCAGGAGCUGAUCAAGCGCGAUGUCAUCUUUGCGGCGUCUUUGUACAUGUAG
This is a messenger RNA of Aspergillus pseudoviridinutans, 3816 nucleotides long. Its product is annotated as SKI complex RNA helicase subunit SKI2. The record is from RefSeq and is a predicted model, not a curated record. Lineage: Eukaryota; Fungi; Ascomycota; Eurotiomycetes; Eurotiales; Aspergillaceae. Gene Ontology annotation, biological process: nuclear-transcribed mRNA catabolic process, 3'-5' exonucleolytic nonsense-mediated decay. Bases 1 to 3816 code for a protein of 1271 amino acids. The transcript has 7 exons. Gene Ontology annotation, molecular function: RNA helicase activity; ATP binding; RNA binding. Gene Ontology annotation, cellular component: Ski complex.